CCUACUACACACACACUCUGCACAGUGUGUUUGAAAAAUUUAACUGAAAAACCAGCCGACAACUCGUGUCCACUUCCCAAAUCUCGAGCUUCUCUCUCCUGGUUUUACGCACAGCACCACAUUCACUUCCAUUUUCUAAUGCUACUACUUAUUAGUUUUAUAGAGUAUAAAAAUUAUACUAUAAAUCUCAUUUUUUUUAGCUUCCCUAGGCAAGAAAGAUUUCACAAAAAGGUUACCCAUUAAUGUUUCAAUCAAUUGUGUAUGACUUUUUGUUCAAGCUAAUUACAUUAACAUACUAGUACAUCAUUCUGAACCAACCUGAGUGCUUAAAAAAACCCACUAAAGAUUUCCAAACUUGUCUGGUUCUUGCUUUUUUUUCCUUUUUAGUAUGGACUGUGUAAAGUUGGGUUUUUUUGGGUUUUGCUUCUUCUUGUGGUUGCCAAUGGUUGCUGCCUCUGACAAUCUUCUUUCUCCAAAGGGUGUUAACUAUGAGGUGACUGCUUUGAUGGCGGUGAAGAUUAAGCUGAAGGACGAGUCGAAUGUGAUGAAUGGAUGGGAUAUUAAUUCCGUUGACCCUUGUACCUGGAACAUGGUCGCUUGCUCUCCUGAAGGUUACGUUGUUUCCCUUGAAAUGGCCAGCGUGGGCUUAUCAGGAACUCUUUCACCAAGUAUUGCCAAUUUGAGUCACCUUCAGAAAAUGUCGUUGCAGAACAAUCGGUUAUCUGGCCCUAUCCCAGCUGAGAUAGGAAAGCUCUCAGAGCUUCAAACGCUUGACCUCUCACAAAACCAGUUUGUUGGAGAAAUUCCAAGUUCUUUGGGGUUUCUAACUCAUCUAAACUACUUGCGGCUCAGUAAAAACAAUUUAUCUGGACAGAUUCCUAAGCUUGUCGCUAACCUCUCUUGUCUUUCAUUCUUGGAUUUAUCGUACAACAAUUUCAGUGGUCCCACUCCGAAAAUACUAGCACAAAGCUACAGUAUCACAGGGAAUAACUUUCUUUGCUCUUCUACAUCAGCACAAAUUUGCACGGGUGCUUCAAAACCAAUAAAUGAUGGUGUAACUACAGAUGCAAGGUCAACUCAGAAAGUCAGUGGUCAUCAUCAGUGGGUGCUUUCUGUUGCCAUUGGCAUAAGUUGCACAUUUGUGGUUUCUGUGAUGCUGCUUGUUUGUUGGGUGCAUUGGUACAGAUCUCGGCUACUCUCUUCAUCUUAUGUGCAGCAAGAUUGUGAAUUUGAUAUUGGUCAUCUCAAGAGGUUUUCAUUUCGUGAAUUGCAAAAUGCCACUGGAAAUUUUAGUCCCAAAAACAUCCUAGGGCAAGGUGGAUAUGGAGUGGUUUAUAAAGGAUGCCUUCCAAAUAGGACAGUGGUUGCGGUUAAGAGGCUGAAAGAUCCAAGUUACACAGGAGAAGUGCAGUUUCAAACUGAAGUUGAAAUGAUUGGCUUGGCUUUGCAUCGGAACCUCUUACGUUUGUAUGGAUUUUGCAUGACAUCCGAUGAAAGAUUGCUUGUUUAUCCUUAUAUGCCAAAUGGGAGUGUUGCUGAUCGUUUGAGAGAAACUUGUCGAGAGAAGCCCUCUUUGGAUUGGAACAGAAGAAUGCAGAUUGCCAUUGGGGCUGCCCGUGGACUUCUGUACUUGCAUGACCAGUGUAAUCCAAAAAUAAUUCACAGGGAUGUCAAAGCUGCAAACAUUUUGCUUGACGAAAGUUUUGAAGCUGUUGUUGGGGAUUUUGGUCUUGCUAAGCUGUUAGAUCGGAGGGAAUCACAUGUCACUACUGCAGUACGUGGCACUGUAGGACAUAUUGCCCCAGAGUAUCUUUCAACAGGCCAAUCUUCUGAAAAAACUGAUGUUUUUGGAUUUGGCAUACUACUUUUGGAACUCAUAACAGGGCAAAAGGCGUUAGAUGCUGGAAAUGGUCAGGUUCAGAAGGGAAUGAUUCUUGAGUGGGUAAGAACCUUGUUUGAGGAGAAGAAGCUGGAGGUGCUAGUUGAUAGGGAUCUAAGGGGAUGCUUUGAUGCAUUCCAGUUGGAGAAAGCCGUAGAGGUGGCCCUGCAGUGUACUCAAUCACAUCCCAACCUCCGGCCAAAGAUGUCUGAAGUUUUGAAGGUCUUGGAAGGCCUUGUUGAGUCAGGACAGGCAGAGGAUUCACAAAGUGGAACCAACCUUUGUGAGGCAAGGGCUUGUAGUUUUUCCAGAAUUUACAGUGAUGUUCAAGAAGAAUCUUCAUUUAUCAUUGAAGCCAUGGAGCUUUCUGGACCCCGCUAACAAGCAGUUUAAUUUGUUCCUUUUUAAGUUCAAAUGUAAAUGAGUUUUGCGCUUUAUCAUAAUCAUAUACAAAUUUAUACAUUUUCUAUUGAGUUAAUGCUUGUUGGAUUGUAUUGUGAUUUGGGCUUCUUGUGCAGAUAGCACCACAAGACUCAAAUCAAUCAUAUUAAAGACAGACAAAUAACAAGCACAC
Molecule: messenger RNA, 2453 nt
Organism: Quercus lobata
Lineage: Eukaryota; Viridiplantae; Streptophyta; Magnoliopsida; Fagales; Fagaceae
Product: Leucine-rich repeat protein kinase family protein
Exons: 11
Coding region: 389-2260 (623 amino acids)
Biological process (GO): protein phosphorylation
Molecular function (GO): protein kinase activity; ATP binding
Source: RefSeq, a predicted model, not a curated record